Molecule: messenger RNA, 3537 nt
Organism: Oryzias latipes (Japanese medaka)
Lineage: Eukaryota; Metazoa; Chordata; Actinopteri; Beloniformes; Adrianichthyidae
Product: monocarboxylate transporter 1
Biological process (GO): plasma membrane lactate transport
Cellular component (GO): basolateral plasma membrane
Molecular function (GO): lactate:proton symporter activity
Source: RefSeq, a predicted model, not a curated record
UCCCCAUCCAGGAGUUUCCAGUCAGACAUUUGUGGUACCCGGAGCCGCAUGCAGUUGGACCCGCGUGUCCCCGAGAACAACGAAGCCGCGUGCGGGUCUGUAGCGCUUUGCCACGCAGUCUUCAGUGGACACACACGCGGUCCUGUUUGCAGUCCUGAAGUGUGGUGCUCCUCCACUCUUCGGAAACCUCUCAUCCGUCUCCACCUUCAUCUAGUUGAGCUGACAUGGCUCCAGCGGUGGGUGGGCCUGUGGGAUACACCCCCCCUGAAGGUGGCUGGGGCUGGGCAAUUGUGGCAGGUGCCAUCAUCUGCAUCGGCUUCUCCUACGCCUUCCCCAAGUCCAUCACUGUUUUCUUCAAGGAGAUCGAGGUCGUCUUCGAUGCCACGCCCAGUCAGGUGUCCUGGAUCUCCUCAAUCAUGCUGGCCUGCAUGUACGGAGGAGGUCCUAUAAGCAGCAUCCUGGUGAACAAAUAUGGCAGCCGACCAAUCAUCAUCCUCGGAGGCUUGCUGGCAGGUUCUGGGCUGGUUGCUGCUUCCUUCUGCAACACUGUGGAGCAGCUGUACUUCUUUAUUGGAGUAGUUGGAGGUUUGGGACUCUCCUUGAAUUUGAAUCCAGCUCUCACCAUGAUCGGUAAAUACUUCUACCUGCGGCGACCCAUCGCCAACGGCAUCGCCAUGGCCGGCAGCCCCAUCUUCCUGUCCACCUUGGCUCCUCUCAACACCUGGCUGUAUGAUGAGUUUGGUUGGAGGGGCAGCUUCCUGAUUCUAGGGGGACUUCUGCUGAACUGCUGCGUGGCCGGCUCUCUGAUGCGACCCAUCGGGCCCAAACCUCAGCCACCUAAGCCCGAGACCGAGGCAGCUGAGGGGAAAGCCGCUCCUGCACAGCCCAAGAAGACGGUCCUGCAGACGAUCAACACCUUCAUCGACCUCACGCUCUUCAAACACCGCGGCUUCCUGCUCUACCUCAUGGGCAACGUUGUCAUGUUCUUCGGCCUCUUCUCUCCGCUCAUCUUCCUCUCCAACUUCGCCAAGAAUAAAGACAUCAGCAAAGAAAAGGCGGCGCUCCUUCUCUCCAUCAUGGCUUUCGUGGACAUGUUUGCUCGCCCUUCCAUGGGACUCCUGGCCAACACCAAGCUGAUCCGGCCCAGAGUGCAGUAUUUCUUUGCAGCUUCCGUCCUCCUGAACGGACUGUGUCACGUGUUCGCGCCUCUGAAUGUCGACUACACCGGAUUCAUCAUCUACGCCAUUUUCUUUGGCUUCGCGUUCGGCUGGCUGAGCGCCGUGCUGUUCGAGACCCUGAUGGACCUGGUGGGAAUACAGAGGUUCUCCUCUGCCGUGGGUCUGGUCACAAUAGUGGAGUGUGGGCCUGUCCUGCUGGGGCCACCCCUGACGAGUAGCUUCUACAACUACUACCACAACUACAGCUACACCUACCUCACCUGUGGGAUCAUCCUCAUCAUCGCCAGCGUCUUCCUCUUUGUGGGAAUGGGCAUCAACUACCGUUUGUUGGAUAAAGAGAAGAAGGAGGCGGAGAGGCAGCAAAAGGAAGAGCCCAAGGAGGAGCGCACGGCCAUGUUGGAGGCGUCCUCGCCCACAAAAACGGAGGAGUCGGAGCCGGCCCCCUCCAUGGAUGAAGUGGCCAGGAUGGACGAGGACUCUGUGUAAACGGAUGCAUAAAGGGACGGAACUGGGGGACACGUUCAAUAACACACGUGGGAGCAGCAGUCUCAACACACUCCGUUUAGUUUAGUUUUUUCUGGAGAGCCCCCCCCUUUCACACCAUCCUAAAGCCAUAGAAAGCAUCACCACGAAAACCAGAGAGCUGCGGCGGCAGUGACGUCAGGGUUGGGCUUAAGUCACGCUCAGAUCUCUGGUUUCUGUGUGCCUUUUGGUAAACUCCUGUUCUGGAGCACAGACGCUGCUUCUGUUACCCCCACCACCCACCCACACAUACACACACACACACACACACACACACACAGACUGCAAGGUAACAAUCUAACACUUUGACUCAGGGGCUCGUCCUACAUAGGUUCAGAACUCAUCAGCCACCACAGGAAGCCUUUCACUGUAACUCCCGUCACUCGUGGUGUUUCACACUCAGCGGUUGGACAGAAAGGUAGAGCCACUGGGUGGAACCGCUGAUUCUGUUAGUAGUGGCAAACACGCCUAUAGGGAAGGAGAAUUCACUAACCGAGCUGUCUGUCUAUUAGCUGCAGAAGUUUAUAAGCUUUUUAUUUGAGAAUGUAAGGGCCGACGAGCUUCCCUUUGUGACUGGGAAGGCUGAAGCUAUAAAACAUGAAGGAAUCUUUAGAAACUAGGUCACGCCGUCAGUUUCUAUCAGCGUCUUUUCCGUUGGGGGGGGGGGGGGGUGAACCUGCAUCACAGGUGAGCAUUCUGCAUCCCUGCAGGAGAAAGCUACUACAAAGACUCUAUAAUGCCCCCUGCUGGCUUUGGAUGGUAGUGUUUGGCUCCCAGUACUGCACCAUUAGUAUUUUAAAUGAUUCAUCAAUUUAUCAUUGUUUUUAAAGGACUUCCUUUUAAUAAGUCUGAUGAAAAGGUUAGAUUUGAUGUAUUUUAAUUGUGGAUGUGUGUUUUUAGGUCUUUUAAUUGAAGCCAGGUUUUAUCGUUUCACUUCUAUAAACUUCUCCUCAUCGCAGCAGAGUAUCGGCAGGUAGAGGCGCGUUCGCUGUUGGCCGUGUUGACCGACUCGGGUCCAGUUCAGGGGGAACAGAAGACGAGAAACAUGCAGAACAAAAAGAGCCGAGAGCUCCGGAGCACGCACAGAAGCCUGAAAACUAAUAUUUGUUACACACUUUCUUUUUGCAUUAGCAGUUAAGUGUCCUGGAGAAGUCGACACUUGUGGAGUGUGACUUUGCCUCUCCAGACACUGGGUUGCGUUGUCUAGACAGUGGAGAGGCACCAGGUGACAAAUGAGGAUGGAGACUCUAAAUUCACCAUGACCAAACGUUUUUCCAAACCGGUUAUUCAUGUACUUUUUUUUUUUUUUUUCCUUUUCUUUGGUUAGCCGGCUUGUUUGUCAAAGUGCCGUCUGUGGAACCUUUUUGGUGUUUCCGCAGAAGUCUCCACCCAUCCACUUACUUGAAUCUGAAGCACAUCUCCUGAGUUUCUUGGAUGGCGGCGGUCCGCAGACGGGCUUCCUUCCCCACGUGUCCACAUUCCCCUCCUACGAUCCUGCCCGAUCUUGUGCUGACAUUUAUUCCACAGGUUAAUUUGGUGUUGAUUCCAAACAAACUGAAGCUUUAUCCUUUUUUUUUUUUUUUCCCGGUUUUUGUUUAAAAAAAAUUUUUUUUAAACCCCAGACGCCUUUGAAAGACGAGGUGAUCUGAGAACAAACAUCAAAACUGUCAGUGCUUUCAGUUUUCCAAAGCGGUACGGUUAUGUCACCACAGCACCUUGUGUUGCAUAGAGAUGAACAAAUUGUUACUAUUUUUGAGAGGUAACUUUUAGACGUAGUUGCUAUUUUAAUGUGUGUGAAAUUUGUGACAAGUGUUGAAUAAAUGGCUUUUAAACAAAA